AUGGCGUCCAGAUUGUUGUCGAAUACCCUCCAGACACGCUCCAUUGUGGCCAACCAGCUCUCGCGUUCAAUGGCCACUGCUGCCAAGCAAGGCGCUGCUACUCGUACCACUGUUCUCCCUAAUGGUCUUACUAUUGCCACUGAAAACAACCCCAGCGCUGGUGCUGCUACUGUUGGUGUUUGGAUUGAUGCUGGCUCUCGUUUGGAAUCCGUUCAAACUCAUGGUGUUGCUAAUGUUUUGGAGCGUGCUGCUAUUCAGGGCAAGGCUGCAUCAUUGGAAAAGCUUGGUGGUGUUUCCCAAUCCCAAACUACUCGCGAGCAAACUUCCUUCUCGACCACUGUUCUUGGUUCCAGCAUCUCUGAAGCUGUUCAAGUCUUGGGUGAUUUGAUCCAGACCACUGAAUAUAGCGAAGCUGCUGUUCGUGAAGCUGCCAAGCAACAAGGUGAACCCUCCGUUGGCCAAGUUGUCUUUGAUCAUUUGCAUGCUACUGCUUUCCAAGGUGAAGCUCUUGGUCGCCCUGUUGCCGGUUAUCACACUGAAAGCUUGACCCCUAAGGAUCUUGCUGCUUUCCACAAGGACAACUAUGUCGCUAAUCGUAUGGUCUUGGUUGGUGCUGGUGAUGUUGACCAUGAUCAACUUGUCAGCGAGGCUGAAAAGGUGUUUGGCAAUGUUGCAUCCGGCGAUCUUGUUGAGACCGAGUUGCCAGCUUUCACUGGUUCUGAAGUUCGUUUGCGUGAUGAUGUUCUCCCCACCGCUCACGUUGCCAUGGCUGUUGCCGGUGCUGGUUACUUGACCCCCGACUACUUUAACCUUGCUGUCAUGUCCUCCUUGAUUGGUUCUUGGGAUCGCACUCUUGGUGGUGCCGCCAACUUGACCUCUCGUCUCUCUACUGUUGUUAACAAGAACAACCUUGCUGAUUCGUUCGUCUCCUUCAACAAGGCCUACAAGGAUAUUGGUCUCUGGGGUGCUUUCUUUGCUACCUCCAACCGCAACCAAAUUGAUGAUAUGGUCCACUUUUUGCAAAAGGAAUGGAUUCGUCUCUCCACCACCGUCACCGAUAGCGAAGUUGAAAUUGCCAAGCAACAACUCCUUGGUAAGCUUCAACUUGGCCCCUCUGCAUCCACCAUUGAUGCUGCUCAAGAUAUUGGUUCCCAAGUCCUUGUCGCUGGCAAGCGUUUCAACGCUGCUGAACUUAAGGAGGCCAUUGGCAAGAUCACCGCCAAGGAUAUUCACAAGACCGGUAGCAAGUAUCUCUGGGAUCAAGAAGUUGCUGUCGUUGGUCACGGUCCUGUCGAGUCCUUGACUGAUUACAACAGAGUUCGCGGCUUCAUGUCAUACAACCGAUUCUAA
Messenger RNA from Lichtheimia ornata, 1350 nucleotides. RefSeq lists its product as uncharacterized. Bases 1 to 1350 code for a protein of 449 amino acids. Gene Ontology annotation, cellular component: mitochondrion. Gene Ontology annotation, molecular function: metalloendopeptidase activity; metal ion binding. The record is from RefSeq and is a predicted model, not a curated record. The transcript has 4 exons. Lineage: Eukaryota; Fungi; Mucoromycota; Mucoromycetes; Mucorales; Lichtheimiaceae.